Rasamsonia emersonii CBS 393.64 is the source of this 3738-nucleotide messenger RNA. RefSeq lists its product as uncharacterized. The transcript is spliced from 9 exons. The coding region runs from base 1 to 3738 and encodes 1245 amino acids. Gene Ontology annotation, molecular function: hydroxymethylglutaryl-CoA lyase activity. Lineage: Eukaryota; Fungi; Ascomycota; Eurotiomycetes; Eurotiales; Trichocomaceae. The record is from RefSeq and is a predicted model, not a curated record. Gene Ontology annotation, biological process: ketone body biosynthetic process; L-leucine catabolic process.
AUGGUGUCUCCCCCCGGUGGUGCGAACCUCUCCCUGGUCCAAGGCCCCAGCGAUCCUCCCCUCUGGACAAAGACCCUCAGCGAGGUCAUCGCAGAGCAAGCAAAGCAGCAUGGCGACAAGGAAGCCCUCGUCGUGCCGUGGCAGUCGACCCGCCUGACGUACCGCCAGCUCGCGGAGCGCAGCAAGCUCGUGGCCAAGGCCCUGCUGGACACGGGGCUGCGUCACGGCCAAUGCGUCGGCAUCAUAGCAGGCAAUUGCUACCAGUAUAUCGAGGUGUUUCUGGGCGGUGCCAGAAUCGGCUGUCCGGUUGUGGUGCUGAACACGACGUAUUCGCCGGAGGAGUUUAGGGCGGCGGUGACGAGGAGCUCCUGCAAAGUCAUCUUCAUCGCCUCCACCAUCGGAUCAAGGAAGCUCGACGCGCACAUCGAGACACUAGCCACCAUCCCAGAGCUGAACCGCAUCGUCAGUCUAGCCGACAGCGACGCCCAUGUAAAAAACCUGGUCAAGGGCAAGGUCGAAACGCAGUCGUACAGCACCUUCGUGUCCAGCGCGCAUUCGGUGUUCCUGAACGACUCGUUUUUCCGCCGCGCGGAGAAGGCUGUCAAGCCGGAGGAUGUGUUGAAUUUGCAGUUUACGUCUGGAUCGACUGGAUUGCCCAAAGCGGCAAUGCUGACGCAUAUCAACCUGAUCAACGACGGCCGCUUCGUCGGCCAAGCCAUGCGGCUGACUCCCGCCGACGUUAUCAUCUGCCCGCCGCCGCUGUUCCACUGCUUCGGCCUGGUGAUGGGGUUCCUGGCGUCGUUCACGCACGGCAGCACCAUCGUCUUCCCGUCGGACCACUUCAACGCGACGCAGACCCUGGACGCCGUCGUGCAGGAGAAAGGCACAGCGCUACUGGGCGUGCCGACCAUGUUCCUGGCCGAGCUCGAGGUCAUGGACACGAACCCGGGGAAAUACGUGAUCAACACCCUGCGCACCGGCCUGGCGGCGGGCUCGCCGGUGCCCGCACCGCUCAUGCACCAGCUGCGCGAGAAGAUGAACGUCCGGGGCAUGCUGAUCGCGUACGGCAUGACGGAGACCAGCCCCGUGACGUUCAUCACGUCGCUGGACGAUACGCUGGAGAAGAUGACGACGACGCUGGGCCGGGUGCUGCCGCACACUGGGGCGAAGAUCAUCGACAAGCAGGGCAACAUCGUUCCCCGCGGUCAGCGCGGAGAGAUCUGCACGAGCGGGUUCGCGCUGCAGAAAGGGUACUGGAAGGACGAGGAAAGGACGCGCGAGGCGAUGCGGCGAGAUGAGAACGGCACGCUGUGGAUGCACACGGGGGACGAGGGGUAUAUUGACGAGGAGGGCUAUGGCCAUAUCACGGGGCGGAUCAAGGAUCUCAUUAUUCGGGGCGGCGAAAACAUCCCCCCUACCGAGAUCGAAGAGCGGCUCCUCGCCCACCCAGCCAUCGGCGAAGCCUGCGUCGUGGGUCUCGAAAACGAACGCUACGGCGAGGUGGUCGGAUGCUUCCUGCGCAUGGCGAGCAACAACAACAACAACGCAUCGCAGAAAAAGCGACUGUCGGACGACGAGGUGCGCGCGUGGGUGACGCAGACCCUGGGCAAGAUCAAGGCGCCGCAACAGCUAAAGAAGAAUUCAUCUACUUCGGCUGUAUACAUUUCCACUCCAUACGGACGGACUACAUCGGCAGUGAACGUCCAUUUUAGGAAAUCUCUCGGUCCGCAACCAGUUCUUAGGGUUCGGCGGGCACGUGGCAGCCCGGACCGAACCGCGUUCCGGAAGCUGCCGCUCCCUCGGCUCGGCUUCGGCCUGCGAUCUGCUAUCUGGUUGAUGGCAACAGAGUGCGUCCUGAGUAUACUGCCAGGAACUACAUCCGCAUGGCGGGCUUUAAUUAAGCCAGUGCUUGCCUGUCAUCUACGUCACUCGUCUACGACAUCCAUGUCAGUCCGUAUCGUCGAGGUCGGCCCUCGAGACGGCCUGCAGAACAUCCGCAACAAUGUGCCCACGCCCGUCAAGCUCGAGCUGAUCAACCGCCUCGAGCAGACCGGCCUGCGUAUCAUCGAACUGACGUCCGUGGUCUCGCCGAAAGCAAUCCCCCAGCUGGCCGACUGCCAGACGGUGCUGUCGAGCACGCCCGUCCAGAAGCUCCUGACCGAAAAGACCCAUCUCCGUCUGCCGGUGCUGAUACCCAACACCAAGGGUCUCGACAUCGCCCUGAAGUACGGCGUGAAGGAAGCGGCCGUCUUCAUCAGUGCGACGGAAGGCUUCAGCAAGGCCAACAUCAACUGCACCGUCCAGCAGGGUAUUGACCGCGCACGAGCGGUCGCGACCAAGGCCAGGAGUGCGGGAGUUGUGGUCAGAGGUUAUGUGUCAUGCAUCUUUGCCGAUCCCUACGACGGGCCAACGCCUCCCUCCGCCGUAUACCGCUGUGUGAAAGAAUUACUGGACAUGGGCUGCUAUGAAGUCAGUCUCGGAGACACUCUCGGAGUUGGGACCCCAUACCAGGUCCGCGCCCUCAUCGAAUACUUGGUCCGCAACGGCGUCCCGCUCAACCAACUGGCGGGCCACUUUCACGACACCUACGGCCAGGCGCUAGCGAAUGCCUGGGAGGCAUACAACUGCGGAAUUCGCACGUUCGACAGCAGUGUCGCUGGACUGGGCGGCUGUCCGUUCGCGCCCGGAGCCAAAGGCAAUGUCGCCAGCGAGGAUCUCGUGUACAUGUUCCAAAACGCGGGCAUUGACACCGGAGUCGACCUGUUGAAGCUGGUCGAGACGGGCCAUUGGAUCUCUCAGCAGCUUGGCAAGGCGAACGACAGUCGAGCUGGAACCGCCCUGGCCACCAAACACUGUCGACCAUCUCGGGGAAACUCCGAGUCGGCAAAACCGCCCAAACUCGAGUGGACUCUGGAGAGAGAGACGGAAAACCUGCUGAUUUACCGCUCUGGGGUGAACCUGAAGAUGGUGCUGAAUCGACCUAAAAAUGGAAACGCGCUGACCAUGCCGAUGAUCUCCCAACUGAUAGAGGCGUUCAAAACGGCCAGCGCAGACCCGUCCAUCUCGCGGAUCGCCAUCACCGCGAACGGAAAAUUCUUCUGCACAGGGAUGGAUCUCGCAAAAAACAGUACGUCCGUGGGUCAAGGGGGUUCUUCGAGCAGCGCCAUGUUUGAACGGUUAACCACGCUGCUGGAACUGAUUGACAACUCACCAAAGGUAACUAUUGCUGCCAUCAGCGGUCCCACGUUCGGUGGCGGCAUUGGCCUGGCAUUUGCAUGCGACAUCCGCAUCAGCGUCAAGACGGCCGCGUUCACGUUGAGCGAGGUCAAGCUGGGGCUGUGUCCCGCCACCAUCUCCAAGUACGUGGCCCGGGAAUGGGGCACUGCAUUCACUCGGGAAGCCAUGCUCUCCGCCCGGCCUGUGGGCGCGAACGAGCUGAAGGCGCUCGGCGCGAUUGCGGAGGUGGCAGACAACGUGGACGGGCUGCUGAGCCAGCUGGACGGGCUGCUGACCCGGCUGCGGAGUUCGUCGCCGGCAGGGUCGCGCAUGGCCAAGGAGCUGGUCCGCUUGAGCUGGGCCCAUGCCGGUGGGGAAACGCAGGCCCGCGGUAUCCAGGCGCUGUUCGAAGAGAUGAUGCGGCCCGGUUCGGAGGGCGCGUACGGGGUGCAGCAGUUCCAGCAGCGGCGGCCAGUGGACUGGGAUGCGUAUAUCAGGGAGACGCAGAAAGCGAAGCUGUAG